This is a messenger RNA of Solanum tuberosum (potato), 702 nucleotides long. Its product is annotated as RNA-binding protein 2-like. The record is from RefSeq and is a predicted model, not a curated record. The transcript has 6 exons. Gene Ontology annotation, molecular function: RNA binding. Bases 1 to 702 code for a protein of 233 amino acids. NCBI's taxonomy places the organism in Eukaryota, Viridiplantae, Streptophyta, Magnoliopsida, Solanales, Solanaceae.
AUGGCGGAUGCUUACCGGAAGGACACCAACGGUGGGCAGCAGGUAGUGGCAUCGCCGGAUCUUACUCCUCUCUUCGUGGAAAGUCCUUGCAGCGAAUAUGGUAUCAAAUCAACUCUCUGUCUGUUUAAAAUCUUAUCGAGAAAGAAGAGGCAAUUUAAGAUUUCAGCAUAUUUUUUGCUCAAAGUUCCAAGUAGUCCUGAAUAUCCUGGCUAUUAUGAUGGUGAUGAUGAAAGGGGAAUGAUGAGAAGCACAGCUUCUAUUGAAGCAUCCUAUGAGCACUACCUUCGUACUGGGCAAAUUUUGUCCCAUGAGUCCAUGCAUAGUGGAAUUAUGGGCAUUGAGGAUGUUGGAAUGGUAGGUGGCAGACCAGAAGAAGCUACCCUUCCUCCAAAUGCUAACUGUACAUUGUAUGUAGAGGGUUUGCCUGCGGACUGUACAAGAAGAGAGGUGGCACAUAUAUUCCGCCAUUUUGGAGGUUACAAAGAAGUUAGGCUCGUACCAAAACCUUCAAUACAUGCUGGAGCCAAUACAUUGAUUCUUUGCUUUGUUGAUUUUGUGAGUCCGCUUCAUGCAGCUGCUGCAAUGGAUACCUUACAAGGUUAUCAAUUCGACCUUGAUGAGCAUGAUUCAGGCAACUUAAUGCUGGAAUUUGCUCGCAAUCCUGGUGCGAGGUCAGGUGGAGGGAAUCGUGGAAAAUGUUGA